Mesoplodon densirostris (Blainville's beaked whale) is the source of this 4407-nucleotide messenger RNA. RefSeq names its product FLVCR choline and heme transporter 1 (gene FLVCR1). Gene Ontology annotation, molecular function: heme binding; heme transmembrane transporter activity. Lineage: Eukaryota; Metazoa; Chordata; Mammalia; Artiodactyla; Ziphiidae. Gene Ontology annotation, biological process: mitochondrial transport; erythrocyte differentiation; transmembrane transport. Gene Ontology annotation, cellular component: membrane; mitochondrion. The coding region runs from base 27 to 1694 and encodes 555 amino acids. The record is from RefSeq and is a predicted model, not a curated record. The transcript has 10 exons.
CAGGCGGCUCCGGGGAGCCCAGGGACAUGGCACUGCCCGACGAUGAGGAGGGGACAACGGUGGCGAACGGGCACCCGCCCGCCAACGGAUACCUCCCGGUCCCGGGGGACUCGCCUGCUGGAAAGGUGAGCGCGGAGACGCAGAACGGGCCCAAAGCCGGCUGCCUGGCCCUGAAUGGGGUCUCUCGGGACAGCCCCAAGGCCGCCUCGGGAGCUCUGGGCAGGCCGAAAACUCCGCUGGCCCCGGAGGAGGAGACCCAGGCCCGGCUGCUGCCCAAGGACCCCGGCGAGGAGACGCCGGCGGUCGAGGGCACCCUGGUGCCCCGGACUGCGCUCUCCGCGCGGCGCUUUUUGGUGCUACUGAUCUUCAGCCUGUACUCGCUGGUGAACGCUUUUCAGUGGAUCCAGUACAGCAUCAUCAGCAACGUUUUCGAGGGUUUCUACAACGUUUCCUCGCUGCACAUUGACUGGCUGUCCAUGGUGUACAUGCUGGCCUACGUGCCCCUCAUCUUCCCGGCCACCUGGCUGCUGGAUACCAGAGGCCUGCGGCUCACCGCCCUGCUGGGCUCCGGCCUCAACUGCUUGGGCGCCUGGAUCAAGUGCGGCAGCGUGCAGCAGCAUCUCUUCUGGGUCACCAUGUUGGGCCAGUGCCUGUGCUCUGUGGCCCAGGUGUUCAUCCUCGGCUUGCCCUCCCACAUCGCUUCAGUGUGGUUUGGCCCCAAGGAGGUGUCCACGGCUUGCGCCACCGCCGUGCUAGGUAAUCAGCUUGGAACUGCAGUUGGCUUUUUGCUGCCACCAGUGUUAGUGCCGAACACACAGAAUAACACACAACUGCUGGCUUGUAAUAUCAGUACCAUGUUUUAUGGAACUUCAGCUGUCGCCACAUUUUUAUUUAUUUUAACAAUAAUUGCAUUCAAAGAAAAACCUCAGUAUCCACCAAGCCAGGCUCAAGCAGUUCUCCAAGACAGUCCCCCUGGAGAGUAUUCCUAUGUGAAAUCAAUAAGGAACCUAUUUAAAAAUAUUCCUUUUGUCCUUCUAUUGAUCACUUAUGGUAUCAUGACUGGAGCAUUUUAUUCAGUCUCAACAUUAUUAAAUCAAAUUAUACUGACAUACUAUGAGGGAGAAGAAGUGAAUGCUGGAAGGAUUGGGCUAACGCUAGUAUUAGCUGGAAUGGUGGGUUCUAUUCUUUGUGGUUUAUGGCUGGAUUAUACCAAAACAUACAAACAUACUACUUUGACAGUUUACAUUUUGUCUUUUGUUGGAAUGGUUAUAUUUACUUUCACACUAAACCUUGGACACAUUGUCAUCGUGUUUGUCACUGGAGGGUUGCUUGGUUUCUUCAUGACUGGUUACCUCCCCUUGGGUUUUGAAUUUGCUGUUGAAAUCACUUACCCUGAGUCUGAAGGUACUUCAUCUGGUCUUCUUAAUGCUGCUGCACAGAUAUUUGGAAUUUUAUUCACAUUGGCGCAAGGAAAGCUCACAUCAGACUAUGGUCCUAGGACAGGGAACAUUUUCCUCUGUGUUUGGAUGUUUGUAGGCAUCAUUUUAACAGCAUUAAUCAAGUCCGAUCUGAAAAGACACAAUAUAAAUAAAGGAAUUACAAAUGGCGAUAUUAAAGCUGUACCAGUUGAUAGCCCCACAGAUGAAGAAUCAAAAACUAUUCUGAUGUCCAAGCAAUCAGAAUCAGCAAUUUGAGGUGAAAGGAAAAGUUAAUAUCAUGUGAUGAUUGAGUAAUAAAGCUUAGUUUAUAGGUUGUGGGGAAUGGACACUUACUUGAAAAUUAUUGUAUGACUCCUGUAUGCAGUUACUGUUCUUACUUGUUAAUUUAAGCAAUAUUUUGCUUUAAAUACUUUUGUUUACAUCAUUUUAACACUACCAUUUAUCUAAUGAGUGUCCCAUCUUAUAUUAUUGACCUAAAAGUAAGCUUCUUGACAUUUGGUUUUCAAAAGUAAAUGUUCUUUUUGUAGAAAAUGGAAGCUUAGAAGGCUUUCUAAAAUGAUAAUAUGGAGGUCCAAUCCCUUCAAGUCACAUAGGAGUACAUGCAGUUUGUUUAUAUACAACUAUCCAGUGGAACCAAGUGUACAAUGUAUUCCUAAUUAUCUCCCUUUCCAUUGUUCAGACCAGCUGUCCAAGCCCCCUCAGUGUGAAUACAGUCUACGAAUAUGACACUUCUAACCCACCAAAUGACACUAUUGGGAUGAGACUUCCAGAUGACCUCUUAAGAUUUUUCCCAUUUCUUACAUUCUUGUUAGAAAAUACUUUGUAACAGGUACUGUCAGUGGCCAUAAAAACUUUUCUGUGUGCAGACGGAACCCAUAACUUUGGUCUUAGGCAUAUGUUCUCAUUAAGCGAAGUAGCCCAGACACAGCCUCAUUACCUUGAGUUCUUCUUUGUGCUGCCUUCCCAUUCAUUGUAAGAAUGCUAACACUAUAUUUUUUCACUCCAACUUGAUAUAGAGUAGUUUUGUAUCCACUACCUUUUUUUACUCUUUUUUUUUCUUCAAUGUAUAACUUUCUAGUAAGAAAAUUUCAUCCUAUGUGUUACUGGCUUUUUCAUGAUUUUUUGUAUCACACCUUAUACUUUUGCCUUGAAGAUUCCUGAGAUAAGGAAAUCUGUAAUAACUUCAGGUAGCCUAGGUAUUCCCAUUUAGUGGAGGGAGACCUCUUGAAAUGCUGUCUGUUCUAAUUCAGCAAAUCAUUCUUUAUGGAAUCUUUAUCAUUCUUUGAGGAAUCCUUUGCCCAGGUCUGUGCUCCCUCAGUGUGUUGGGGGAGUGGAUUCUUUUCUUCACCACAGAAUGUGCAUAGGCUCCAAACUGUUGGAACAGUUUGCUCUUUUACAUGCUCAGGGUAAGGAGAAUAGGACCAAAUGCAUUUCCACAGUGCCUACCACUGCGUUUUGUUUACAGUGAGAAUCUCAAUGUUGUUCAUGUCCUGGCUCUCUAAGCUGAUAGGAAUAUCUUUAGAGUAAUGGCAUUUAAACAGCCAUAAUAUUUAUAUUAUGUCCACAUAAACACAGAAAGCCAAUCAGGUAUUCCCUUGAAUAUCCUUGAAGUGAAUUAGCAAUUCUGAUUUGGGUGUACUAUAUGCAUCGCUUUAUACUGAAAUUAUAACAUUCUCUGUAACCAAAUGACAGUAAAUUAUGUGGAAUCUUACCCUGGAGAAUGUGUUAACCAGAAGAACUUAGCUGGGAAUCAGGAACUUCAGGUCUAUGUCCUCGAUCUGUUUCUAGUUUUCCUGUAAAUCAGGCAGGACUUUUCUCAUCCGUAUAAUGAAUGUGUAAAAUUUGAUCUCAGAGAUCUUUUUUGAAUUUUAAAUGCACUCAUCGGGGAUAGACCAAAUCAUUGUACCACAGGAACUUAAAUCUAGCUGUAGAAAAAUUCCCUGGACAGUUGAAUAAACAACUGUGGUUGUUACCUUGUAGAUACAGGGAACUUAAAAUCUGUUUUUAGAACUCCCCUGGUGGCGCAGUGUUUAAGAAUCUGCCUGCCAAGGCAGGGGACACGGGUUCAAGCUCUGGUCCCGGAAGAUCCCACAUCCUGCGGAGCAUCUAAGCCCGUGCGCCACAACUACUGAGCCUGUGCUCUAGAGCCCACGAGCUGCAACCACUGAGCCCGCGGGCCACAACUACUGAAACCUAUGCACCUAGAUCCUGUGUCUGCAACAAGAGAAGCCACCACAAUGAGAAGCCUGUGCACCACAACGAAGAGUAGCCCCUGCUCACCACUAGAGAAAGCUCUCACGCAGCAACGAAGACCUAACACAGCCAAAAGUAAAUUAAUUUAAAAAAUAUGCAUGACAAAAUUUUUAAAAAAUAAAAUCAAAUCUGUUUUUAGCCUUUUUGUUCAGUUGGUGAUAGCUCAGGCAGAAUAUGCUGAAUCAUUAACUUCCUUAGAUAUUUACAUCACAGAUUUUAUGGCCAAAAAUAUAUUUUAAGGCCCCUCCUCUAAAUAAUUGUUUUUACUUUUAAACUGUCAAUGUUAUUUCAAAUAAUCAUAUACUUGUCAAGUUCCUGAGGUUUGAACAAAUUACAGAUAAAAGUUGGAAUAUUUUAUUUCUGAGAAGCAUAUAUACAUAUAUGUCAUGUGUAUUUUUCCUUGUUGAUUAGAAAAAGAAUGACAUAUGUGACAAAACACAAAUUGAAUUGAUAAUUUUUCUGUAUUUUGAACUAAAUUUGUCUGUAAUAUAUCAAACAAGAAUGUCAUGUAAUUCUAUGUCGUAUCUUUGGAAUAUGGAGUUGGUAACUAUCACUUGUAUAAACUUUAAUCAAGUGAUUUUAGAAAGAAACUGGAUGCUUUCAAAAGCUCUUGUAUUUAUAAAAUGUUGCAAAUAUAGCUUUUGCCUUUUGUGAAUGUGUUUUAAAAAUGUGUUUUAAAAAUAUGUGUAAACAUAGAGUAUUACCUGAAGAAUGC